AUGGGAUUCAUAUCUUUAUUUGAUGUUUCAAAAGCACUCUUUGCUAAGCUAUGGUGGAGGUUCAGGACUAGUUGCACUUUAUGGUCCACAUUUAUGUGGAACAAAUAUUGCAAAUGGCAAAUUCCAACUCUGGUAGGGUGGAAUGGAGGAUCUCAGCUCUGGAAGAAAAUGUUAGAAGCCAGGAAUGAUUUUGAACAUGCCAUUUGGUGGGAGCCUAGAAAUGGCUCAUCUAGCUUCUGGUUUGAUAACUGGACUGGGAUAGGUCCUUUGGUUAAGCUGAUUCCUGCUGGUUUUCAACUCAAUGAAGAUAUUGAAGAAGUGAAUGAAGUUAUGACACAUGGAACAUGGAACUUUGAACUGCUGCAUCACACACUGCCUGCAUAUGUUGUUGAACAUAUCAUUGCAGAGUUAAUUAUCAAUGAAAAGGAGAUGACAAGUGACAAGGCUUGGUGGUUAUUGACAAGCACAGACAAAUUCAUAGUGAGUAAUGCUUUAGAGGCUAUUAGACAGAAGAAACAGGAUAGCUGGUGUUUUAAAAUAAUGUGGACCAAGGGCUUACCAUACAAGAUUUCUUUCUUCCUAUGGAGGGUCUGGCACCACAAACUCCCAAUUGAUGAUGUUUUGGCAAGAAUUGGUAGAAAUAUGGUGUCAAUAUGCAGAUGUUAUACCUUUCCUCAACAGGAUACAAUGACUCACCUGUUCCUAACAGGUGAGUUUGCAUCAGAUAUCUGGCAGAUUUUUUCCUCAACAGCUAGAGUACAAGGACCAUUUGUGCAGAUUAAUCAAAUCGUUUCUAAAUGGUGGACAACAAAAUGUGGAGCUCAGUUGAAACCUAUCUAUCAGGCUGCUCCUGCAAUCAUAAUGUGGCAGAUAUGA
Lycium barbarum (goji berry) is the source of this 876-nucleotide messenger RNA. RefSeq lists its product as uncharacterized. The transcript has a single exon. NCBI's taxonomy places the organism in Eukaryota, Viridiplantae, Streptophyta, Magnoliopsida, Solanales, Solanaceae. The record is from RefSeq and is a predicted model, not a curated record. Bases 1 to 876 code for a protein of 291 amino acids.